Enterobius vermicularis (human pinworm) is the source of this 495-nucleotide messenger RNA. The record is from the annotation of a GenBank genome assembly. NCBI's taxonomy places the organism in Eukaryota, Metazoa, Nematoda, Chromadorea, Rhabditida, Oxyuridae.
UGUUGCAUAAAACUUAUAACAAUAAAUUACAUUAAAAAAGUACCUGAAGGACAUCAUAUUAACGAAAUUGUAUCCCUAAACGUUGGAGGCACAUACUAUCAGACUUUUUACGGUACUUUGGCUACCAGAAAUUGUAGUUUCUUUAGUCACAUUUUCCAAAUCGAUCGUACUGGUCGUGUUACAACUUUGAAACAACAAGUCAUUGAGGAUGAACAAGGAAGGGUUUUUGUCAACAGAGAUGGAAAACUAUUUGCAUACAUAUUACAAUAUCUACGUGAUUGUUCAAGGAUGGAGUUACCCGACGACACUGACUUGUUGAGACAGAUUGGACGUGAGGCGGAAUUUUUUGGCAUUGAUCGACUUCUAACGAUGGUCAACGAAAAAAUAACUGACUUGGAACAACGACGAAAUAUGCGGGAAGAACGGCUAGAUGCACUUAAUUCCAUGGUACGACACAUCUCUCAGCAGCUCUAUGUCACCAGCUUCAAGAAAUGA